UGAGGCUUUCCUUCAGAGACCUGACGCAGUGUCCACCACAGCUCCACUCUGGACUCCUCGGGAUUACUUGAAAAUGUUUACUGGUCUUGCCACGCAAAAAAACUGAGUGAACUAAGUUAACUAAUCAUGAGAAAACAUCUAAUUGAUCCACAGGACUGAAGACAACAACUCACUAACUAUUUAAAACGGUUUAUUAGAGUAUAUGCUGUAAAAUAACGUGGAAUUACACAAGUGUGUUGUCUUGUGGGACGUUUAUUUUUUUUAUUAUUAUUUUUUUUUAAGAAAACCUAAAAAAAAAAGUCAAGACUAUUUUAAUGUACGUUUAGUCUGCUGUCACUAUCGCGCUUUUCACGAGUUAUAACUUUAUUCGGGGAUGUUGAGCUCCGUGAAGAUGGAAUCUCAUGAAAUUCCGGAAUGGAAUGCGUUCUACAGCGAGGCAAGUGAGAUGUAUUCCUCUCCGAGCGCCAUGAACUCAGUGAGCAGCUUGAACAGCUACAUAAAUCUGAACUCGGCCUGUUCCACAUCCAGCAUGAACAUGGGGUAUCCCAGCGCAGGUCUCAACAGCAGCCCAUUGAGCAGCAUGGGUGGAGGUCCCAACCACAUGAGCCUGUCCCCUGUCGGCUCCUCUCUGAACCACAGUUCUCUGACUCAGCUAGGUUCUUCUGCCUCCUCCCUGGGUCCCCUCUCGCAUUACCAAAGCAUGGGUCAACCAAUGUCCCAGAUCAGCUACCCCUCUCCUACCUCUCUCAACCGGACUAAGGAGAUGUCCAAGCCAUACCGGCGCUCACUGACCCAUGCCAAGCCACCGUACUCCUACAUAUCCCUCAUCACGAUGGCCAUCCAGCAGUCCAACAGCAAGAUGCUGACACUCAACGAAAUCUACCAGUGGAUCAUGGAUCUGUUCCCGUACUACCGUGAGAACCAGCAGCGCUGGCAGAACUCCAUCCGCCACUCUCUGUCCUUCAACGACUGCUUCGUCAAAGUGGCGCGUUCCCCCGACAAGCCCGGCAAGGGCUCCUACUGGGCGCUCCAUCCCAAUUCCGGGAACAUGUUUGAGAACGGCUGCUAUCUGCGUCGGCAGAAGCGCUUCAAGCUUGAAGAGAGAUCUGGCAAAAAGAGCUCGGCGAAGUCUCAGGAGGGCGGCAGCAGCUCCAAGGGUGGCCACAGCGGUGAGGGGAUUCAAGAGGAGCACAGUCCCGCAACCGGCUCCGAAGGUGCCGAUUCGGCCCAUUCCGACAGCUCCCAUGCCUCGGAGGAGCAGCAGAGGAGCCUGGUGCAGCUGGAUUGCACGUCUCAAGCCCCCAAUCUUUCGCACAGCUCGCCAGUGCCAAUCCCAUCUUCGGUGUCCUCCUCCAUGCCCCCGUCCGGCUCGCACCUGCACUCUCAGGGAAUGGGAGGCAGCCCUCACCUGCUGGCCAGCCCCAUGCAGCACCUGGAUCUACAGAACGACCCUCUGAAGUCCAUGGACCCCCACUACAACUUCAACCAUCCGUUCUCCAUCACCAACCUCAUGUCCAACGAGCAGAAGAUGGACCUCAAGUCGUACCAAGACCAGGUGAUGGCUUACAACAGCUACACCACAGCUUCUCCAGUGGCCACCAAACAGAUCUAUGACAGCGCAGGUCCGUCCGCUAUUGACACUGGUGCCUACUACCAGACCCUCUACAGCAGGUCUGUCCUCAACGCCUCCUAAUGUGUUUACCAGCCAUGUGAAAUCUACAGACUCUUAAUGGCAGGAUCUUACAUCUUCAACACAGAGCUUGCUUUGCCAUUGAUAACUAAGCUUGGGUUCCUGAACUCUUAAAAAUAAAGGGGGUUUUCACAGUGAUGCCACAGAAGGACCAUUUCUGCUUCCUCAAAGAACCUUUCAGUGAACAGUUCUUAGAAGAACCAUUUGAACCAUUGGAGAGUAAGAAAGUUUCCACGGAUGAUUGGUUGACUGCAGCCUCAAGGUUCUUCUUGGAUCCAUGCCAAUAAAUAACCUUUAUUUUUAAGAGUGCGCUGAGAAAAAAGCUUUUACCAGAACCAAAGAUUGAGUACCAAUGCUUUUUUUUGUGCUUUUUUUCAGAAACUAAUUUAAUUCACAUAUAUUCAGGAACUAAAGGUUUUGGUUUCGGAUGUAACACAGAAGAUGUAUACAAAUGAUGCCACGUGUAUAUACUGUUUUGGGGAAGUAGGAGUCAGGCAUUUAUUUAUGAAGGGAAGAAUUUAAUAUAUCAUGUAUGAUUUUGUGUUGUGAAGUUACGUUAACAAUGUGAUAAUAAGAGGACGUUAGCGUGAUUGCGGAAGCGUUUGAGUUCAGGUUACUGCUGUGAGCAGGUGUUACUGUGUUACAGGGAAACUCUCCUGUUUUUGUGUUACAGCAUAACGCGUGUUCAGUCGAAGUGUACUAACAUACAGUGUACGUGUACGGAGAGUGUGUAUCAUUAUGCUUGUCCCUUACACGAGCUGAAGAAAUUACUUUUUACUCUUGGCCAUCAAGUCAUUUUGUACAUUCUGAAGAUUUUUUUUAAGUAUAUAUAUAUAGAGAUAAAAGUUUGACAAAGAUGGAUAAAACUGUGGUACAUCCAACAAUUUGUUUUACAGACUUCCCUUUCUAGAAAAACUGGCAAUGGCGUUCAUGAAAAAGAGGUUGAGGAUGUUUCUCUGUUAUUGCAGUGUCUCAGCUGAAGCUGUUAGUAAGAGCAAGAGAGAAUGCACUGUAAGGGCCAUUUCCAUACAAUACUUGCACUAGUGACCUCUCUGUUCUUCACUGCUGGGGGUGGGGGUGGGGUGGGGGGUGAGAUCGUUUUGUUACAGCAAUGCUUUGUAACCACCUUUUUAUCAGAAAAUCCUACAGACCCUAUUGAAUUUGCCAUGAUGUAUUUUUGAAAGAUCUCGUCAUUUAAAAAUCUCCCUCUGAGAUUUCAAAGCAGUUUUAAUAAUAAAAACUGUCUCAAGCCAUCAUGUCAUAAAUACAUUUCUUGCAAGUCUUUUUGUAAUUUGUAAGAAAGCAGGUCAGAAUUGAUGUUCUUGUACUGUUUUGUUUAUUUAAAUCCAGCUUUUUUGGCCUUUGGGCUUAGAAGAGAAGUGUCUUAAUAUAUAUAUAUAUUGCUUUAUUUGGUUAAUUGUUUCAUGGUAUGUUCUUUUCUUAUUAAAAAAACUCACAUAUC
This is a messenger RNA of Carassius auratus (goldfish), 3152 nucleotides long. RefSeq names its product hepatocyte nuclear factor 3-gamma. Gene Ontology annotation, biological process: regulation of transcription by RNA polymerase II; anatomical structure morphogenesis; cell differentiation. The record is from RefSeq and is a predicted model, not a curated record. Lineage: Eukaryota; Metazoa; Chordata; Actinopteri; Cypriniformes; Cyprinidae. Gene Ontology annotation, molecular function: protein domain specific binding; RNA polymerase II cis-regulatory region sequence-specific DNA binding; transcription factor binding. Bases 374 to 1693 code for a protein of 439 amino acids. The transcript has 2 exons.